GCGCUGUGGUCGCGCUGUGCGGGAAUGUGAAGACGACAGAAGUCGCGGAAGGUUUUAAAAGACGUUUUCUAGCUCAUUGUAGUGUAACACGGAUCUGUGCGCAGAAUAAAAACUAAAAAAAUGAUCUGAUCUGUGAAGGGCAGCGCCGAGCCGAGCUAAAGGUUGUGGUGUUUGUGGUGUGGAUCCGUGGAGUCAGGGGGAGGAGGAGGUGUGUGUGUGCUGUGGGUAGAGAGAGAGCGCCUGAGCGACAGACGAGCUUUUGUUUAUGUUGGUGUUGGAGAUUAUUAUACUGUCUCGAGAGUCUGAAAAUGGACCCACAGAGUGACUGUACACUGGUGACUGCUGUGUCCUGCCAUGAUAUUUUUGACCUGCAAACUGGUCAGUCAGAUUCCAGUCCACUAGCAAAAGGAACAGCUUUCGCUUUCAUCAAGGCUGUGCAAUCUGUCAAUGAGAGACUGGUAAAGCUGAGCGAAAAGCAGACGUUGCUGUUUGAGGUGAUCCUGCUUGGGAAAGAUUGUGAAGAACAGGCCAAAUCAAAGAUAUUUGACAGUGCAAAAUACUACGAUCUAGAAAUCGGCAAGUUCUGCUUUUGCUCCAAAGAGAAAUUUGAGAGAACACUGCAGGAAAACCAUGUAAAGUUGUUCCUGUCAUCAGACAGGGAUGAUGUCCACAGUGCCCUUAAAGCAGGUGUUCCUGCUGCUUUGCUAUGCCAGCAGGCAGACCAGCAGGUCCAGAAUCAGCUGAAGGUGCUCUUCUCAGGAGAUCUCAUCGGCCUUACAGAGGACUCCACAGAGUAUCUUAAGGAUCUGGGGUUCAAUGACGUUCAGAUCCACAACUUCAAAGCAGCAAAGGGCCGCAUUCAAGAAUUUGCCAUGCUGAUCGGUGAAAUGAGGAGGAGGUUUGGAUGUGAGGACAGCCCUCUUCACACCAUCCUCAUGACAGUGUGGGGUUCCAGAGAUAUCUGUGCCACCGCUCUGAAGACCCUCCGAGCCUGGGGCCUUGAUGUGGAUGAAGCCUUCUGCCUGGCCGGAGCCCCCUGCACCCCUAUCCUGACUGUAUUACAGCCCCACAUACUUUGGGAUGAUGGACUGCACAAUUUAAAGGAAACAUGACUAAGUAUUUGCCUUUUUGGUUUAACCUACCAGUGCUCUGUUUUGAACUCUGUUUUGAAUGUAUAAAGAUUUUUGGAAGACA
This is a messenger RNA of Astyanax mexicanus (Mexican tetra), 1194 nucleotides long. RefSeq names its product cytosolic 5'-nucleotidase 1A. The coding region runs from base 309 to 1112 and encodes 267 amino acids. The record is from RefSeq and is a predicted model, not a curated record. Lineage: Eukaryota; Metazoa; Chordata; Actinopteri; Characiformes; Acestrorhamphidae. Gene Ontology annotation, biological process: adenosine metabolic process; nucleotide metabolic process. The transcript has 6 exons. Gene Ontology annotation, cellular component: cytoplasm; cytosol. Gene Ontology annotation, molecular function: 5'-nucleotidase activity; magnesium ion binding; nucleotide binding.